This is a messenger RNA of Ictalurus furcatus (blue catfish), 3976 nucleotides long. RefSeq names its product heterogeneous nuclear ribonucleoprotein A1a (gene hnrnpa1a). Gene Ontology annotation, molecular function: RNA binding. The record is from RefSeq and is a predicted model, not a curated record. The coding region runs from base 99 to 1163 and encodes 354 amino acids. Lineage: Eukaryota; Metazoa; Chordata; Actinopteri; Siluriformes; Ictaluridae. The transcript has 13 exons.
UGAGGGGCAGCGUCCCGUGCGUCAUGAUGUAUUUCAUCGUCUUCGUGAGGCGCAUUCGGUGAAGGUUUGUGAAUCUUGAGUAGUACCGAGUCGCCGCCAUGUCUAAAGAGACGCCUCGCGAGCCCGAGCAGAUGCGAAAGCUCUUCAUCGGGGGUCUGAGCUUCGAGACAACAGAUGAGAGCCUCCGGGCGCAUUUCGAACAAUGGGGAGCCCUGACAGACUGUGUGGUGAUGAGGGAUCCUAACACUAAGAGGUCGAGGGGGUUCGGCUUCGUGACCUACAGCUCGGUGAACGAAGUCGAUGCGGCGAUGGACGCUCGGCCUCACAAAGUGGAUGGGAGAGCCGUCGAGCCCAAAAGAGCCGUCUCACGAGAGGACUCAAGCAGGCCGGGCGCUCAUUCCACGGUGAAGAAGAUCUUCGUCGGAGGAAUUAAAGAGGACACAGACGAGGAGCACCUGCGCGACUACUUCAUCCAGUUCGGCAAAAUCGAGGAAGUGAACAUCAUGACCGAGAAGAACAGCGACAAGAGGAGGGGCUUCGCCUUCGUUACGUUCGACGACCACGACUCCGUGGACAGGAUAGUCAUUCAGAAGUAUCACACAGUGAACGGUCACAACUGUGAAGUCAGGAAAGCACUUUCCAGAGAAGAGAUGAACAGAGUUUCCAUGAACAACAGAGGUGGCCGUGGCGGCGGUGGAGGAAACUUUGGCGGUCGGGGAGGCGGCGGCGGAGGAGGAGGUGGAUACGGAGGUGGAUACGGAGGAGGUGGACGUGGUGGAUACGGGGACGGAGACGGAUACGGAGGAAACGGUGGCUAUGGUGGAGGCGGUCCUGGUUACGGUGGUAACCGCGGGUACGGAGGAGGAGGAGGCAGUGGCUACGGCAACCAGGGUGGCGGCAGCGGUGGAUACGGCGGCGGAGGAUACGACAACUACAACGGUGGUGGAGGCGGAGGGAACUAUGGAGGAGGAAACUUCGGAGGCGGCGGCGGCGACUACAACGACUUCGGCAACUAUAACAAUCAGUCGUCGUCUAAUUACGGCCCGAUGAAGGGUGGAAACUACGGCGGCGGAGGCAGGAGCGGCGGUGGUCCGUAUGGUGGCGGUUAUGGCGGUGGUUCUGGAGGUAGUUACGGAGGUGGAUCUGGAGGAAGGAGGUUCUAAGUAUUAGGCCACAGUACUUAGGAGAGGAGAGCCAGAGAGAGGAUGAUGAGGAUGACAGGGAAAGGAGAGAAAUGAAGGAAGCAGGUUUUACACACCUAGAAUCUGCCCAACGAUAUUAACAUCUGCCACACGCCAGGAAACGUGUAUGAUAGAGGAGGAAGAGAAAAAUCAUGUCCGGGGGCGGGGUGGGGGUCAUGUGAGGUCAACGUUGUUGGGGUUUUUUUUUUUGUUUUUUUUUUCGUUUAGUUUUGUUUUAAAUUCUAAAGUAUUUUUGAUCCUGGACGAUGAUAUUUUAUUGUUGGCUCUUUAGCGUAACAUUGAUGUCUGUGAAGUGUAAAUCAUUCCAUUGAGCUUUUAGGCAGGUUCUCCUAUAUAUAUAUUUUUUGGCUAUAUUUUCUUUUCCUUAUUUCUUUUACUAUUUGCUAACUUUUAGGGUUUUUUUUUAUGUAAUUCACCAUCAAUCAAGAUGAAAUAAAUCGCUCUUGAGUUUUUUGUUUUUUAAUUUAACUCUGUAUUCCUCAAUGUUUUUACUUCAUCUCGGUAUUUUGCUCGUUCCUGAAAACAAACAGUACAACGUCACGUUCAGUGGAUUUAUACAUAACCAUUUAAAGUAAAUUACAACUAUGGGGAGGGCACAAAAUAUUAACAAUUCAAACUAAAUAAAAAUUCAAUAAUAUACUAAUCAUAGCCUUUCAGCCCUGAAAAUGGUUUAUUUUCCUAUAACGGCAUGUUCCUAAGUAUUUUAUUCCUCUUACACCUCAACAAUUUGCCAGCAAGUACAAUUUUUAUUUAUAUAUUUAAAGGACAUUAUACUUUUUAUCCGUUUAUAGUUACGUUUGUGAUGUUGGUGAAAUUAGUUAGUUCCUGUUGUCACUUGCGUUAUAGCAGCUAUAAACAGUUGUUCCAUUACCAGUCUCUCUCUCUCUCUCUCUCUCUCUCUCUCUCUCUCUCUCUGUGUGUGUGUGUGUGUGUGUGUGUGUGUGUGUGAUGAAGUUGGCAUGUUAGAGAAACCGUAAAGAAGUGUAAACUCCUCUGUCCUGAAAACUUGGUUACAGCUUUACCUCUGACUGUUACAAAGCGCUGACACUGUAGACUACUUCUUGACACGUUACAUAAACAUCUCCUUACAGACCAAAGCUGACACGUGGGUUUUUUAAAAUUAAUUAAUUAUUAUUUUUUUUAAAGUUAAUCUGGCGCGUCCACUGUACACGAGCGGUUACUAUAGAAACAAAACGUACCGGAAUGAGCGCGUUAAUAUAAACCCGUGAUUUGCAGCUGCACUCCUGUCAGAGCUGCAUCUAUAAAAGUUUCGACUGCAAGCACUGUCAAAUUCUCGAUUCUGGAUUUUCAGAAGGUGUUGAUUCAUUUCUCGGGAACAUGACAAGCUGCGUCUCUUAUUAUUGUUAUUUUUAUUAACUUGGAGAGAGAAUAAAGAGAGGGGUGGUGAGGGAACGACUAUAGCUGCUAUAACAUAAGCGAGAACAGGAACUCGCUUGAUCUGCUGACGUUCCACGACAUUAAAUGUAAGUGUAAAUGGAUAAAAAGUAGCUCAUGGCAAAAUGCUGUUGUCAGGCCAUGUCAUACCACCUCAUUGCUGGUUAUUUUCAAAACAGCACCCCUGCCCCUGUUUACUGUAGUAUUUCUAAAAUUAAAUCUAAGUGAUUAAAGGAGGCCUUACUUGCGUUUCGAUUAAAAAAAAAUUUCUAGAACAAACUAUCUGAACUAUUUUCUAUGUUAAGCAACGACAGCAUGUCAGACCACGCCCACAUCUCGUUCAUUUGAACAUCGUUUUCAAGAUGACCUUGAAAUGCGUAAUAAUACCACAGCCUAAACAGCGCGUUGCUCUGCAGUGGUACUGUAGUACUCGGAGUGGACUAGUCACUCGGGGUCGAGUAACUUGAUGCCGAGACGUCGUAGCUCGUUUCUCGAACCAGCACUUUUGAGGACCUUUAGCUACACGGAUUUUUGCCAGCUGGAGGCAGAAUGUGGCGAUCAGAUCUAUCCAAUGAGGUGCCAGCUGAAGGAGCCAGCCAAUCAGAAAAAGCCUAGCCAAUCAGAAGAGAGAAGGAAAAUCUGUCCUCUGGAAGAGAAGCUAUAGCUGAAGGGAGUCUCCAGCUCAGAGAGAGAUGGAGCGAGACAAGCGACAGUCUUAUUGAGGAAAAGCUUAUUUCUCAUGUAAGACUAGCGAGAGUGAGGUAUUAAACAUGCAGGACUGGUAGGUAAGAGGCACACGUGUUCUUUUCAUCUGUAUUUAAUGCAUUUAUUGUUUAAAAAGAAGUGUUGUUUUUGUUGUUGUUUUUGUCCGAAACCAAAGGUUUAACAGCAGAUUUAAUGUCUGGUGAAAUGUUUCUGUAGUUCACUGGUGGUGCAUGAGACACCAAAGACUUAAACACUACAACUUCUCAUCUUAAACUGUGUUUUGUCUUGUCUUAAGUUUUUGUUUUUUGUUUUUUUUUUUUUUUCCUCUGUGAUUUUAUUUAUAAUUUUUCCCCCCCUGAGUCAUGCGUUUCUUGUGUAACAGAUGACUGAACCAGAGGAUGGAUUUCUUUCUUCUGUGUGGAGCUUUUCCAGCGCAGAGAGCUGAUGAAUGUUUCCCUGAGAAGUAAUUCUGAGAGAUCCCAGGUUCUGAGAGUCGGGAUCGUUGGUCAGGAAUUCCGGCAUAAGCACAAUCACUCACAGAAGGAUCUCCUAAAACAUUUCAGGUGUUUCAGGUUGAGGAGCAAAAUGGCGGCGGCUGCUGCUGCAUGAAGUUUUACAUUUUUUUUUAAUGGAUUUUUAUGUCAAUUUUUACAAUAAAAUUUUAAAGAAAGUGA